AUAAUUCAGCCUAGAAUUAAUUAACUAAUUAAUUUGCAGAUUUUUGAAUUGGUGAAAACCCAGACUAGAGAGAUUCAAAAGAACAAUUUUUUUUUUUUAAUAAAUGAAGAUUGAGAAAAAUGGUGGAGGGACAUGGAGGGUUCAAAGGGCAGAUGGUCCUGCAAAUAUAUUGGCCAUUGGGACAGCCACACCCUCUCAUUGGGUUGAUCAGAGUGAGUACCCGGACUUCUAUUUUCGGGUCACAAAUUGUGAUCACUUGGAGGAUCUCAAGGAUAAAUUUAGGCGCAUUUGUGGGAGAACUAUGAUUAAGAAAAGACAUAUGUUAUUAACCGAAGAAAUCUUAAAGGAGAAUCCAAAUUUAUGUACAUUUAGUGAACCUUCUUUAAACACUAGACAAGACAUCUUGAUCUCUGAGAUUCCAAAACUGGGAAAAGAAGCCGCCUUGAAUGCUAUAAUAGAGUGGGGUGAGUCGAGAACUAAGAUCACCCAUCUAAUCUUCUGUACUAGAAGUGGGCUGGACAUGCCCGGCGCAGACUACCAACUCAUCAAGCUCUUGGGCCUCAGCCCAACAACUCAACGGUUCAUGAUGUACCAACAAGGUUGUUUCGCAGGCGGCACCGUGCUUCGCCUCGCCAAGGACAUCGCCGAGAACAAUAAAGACUCGCGUAUUCUCGCAGUUUGCACUGAGAGCUCGGCGAUUGGGUUUCGUGGGCCAAGCCCAGAUCACAUCGAUAACCUCGUGGCCCAAUCGUUAUUUGGCGAUGGGGCAGCCGCAUUGAUAAUCGGCUCGGACCCCAAGCCAAAUAAUGAAAAGCCCAUAUUUGAGAUCUUCUCUGCGGCCCAAACUUUUGUGCCUAAUGGGGACUAUCACCUUGCAUUGCACCUUCGUGAGUCGGGCCUUUCUUUCCAUGGGACCAAAUUUGUGCCGUCCACAAUAGCUAAAAACGCCGAGAGUUGUUUGAUUCGGGCCUUUGAUGGGCUUGGAAUAUCAGAUUGGAACUCACUCUUUUGGGCUCUUCAUCCUGGUGGGAGUGCAAUUGUGGAUCAAGUGGAGAGCAAAUUGGGCCUCGAGCCCGAUAAGCUACGGGCCACGCGGAACAUUCUGCGUGACUACGGGAACUUGUCCAGUGCUUGUGUGAUGUUCAUUUUGGAUGAGGUCAGAAAGAGGUCCAUUAGAGAUGGGCUUAAGACUACUGGUGAUGGGCUUGAGUUCGGAGUCCUUUUAUCAUUUGGGCCUGGUCUUACUAUUGAAACUGUAGUUCUCCGCAGCAUGCCCAUUUGAGAAUUCCAUCUUUUCAUUGUUGUGGUUUAUUUCCUUGGUCGCCGACACCUCUCUCUAUCUUAUUCGGCUCCAAUCGAUUCAUCUUCCUCCUUCAUCUCUAAAAUCACGAUCCAUGUCAUCAUUUACACUUAAAUAACUUCUAAUUAACGCCUAAUCCCUCAAUGCAAAUCUGAUCGGAGAAGUCCAUGUUCAAAAACUAAAAUUUGCUAAGUUUCUGUUUUCUUUCUACCAGUUUCUAAAAUCUUCAAUCGAAAGAUUUGUUUUUGGUCUGGAGGAGACAAAGUCAAGAUCUGCAACUAUUGGUGCUAAAUAUUAAGUGUUGUGAUAGCAAGCCUUUCAUCUACCCUACGCAGAGGUCGCAUUAGCUAGGAGGUCGCCUUAGUUGGUGGUAAAGGUUUUGCAUCAUCCUCAGAUUCCAUAAAGUCAGCAAAUAAAUUCUGCAAGAUUAAGCCACAAAACUGUAAAUGAAUGUAGAAAAAUUAUUUCAAGCAUAAAAGUAGUAUUAGAUUCUAGAAAAAAAGUUAAGCUUUGAAUUAAUGGCGAAACUGAAU
Molecule: messenger RNA, 1833 nt
Organism: Cuscuta campestris
Lineage: Eukaryota; Viridiplantae; Streptophyta; Magnoliopsida; Solanales; Convolvulaceae
Source: the annotation of a GenBank genome assembly